AUGGACAAACCAACUACUAAACGUCGUCGCAUCAAUGCAGCCACCGCUCUUUCAAAGCCGUUCAAGUCCCCACUACGCAGACCUGCAUCAACAAACGCUGACGACACGCCAUCCAAGUCUGUUGAUGAGACAAGAGCCCCAGCGACUCCUACCAUUCCUGUAGAGUCCGACUCAAUAUCAAAUCUAUCAAGUUCGAGAGUAACUCCAGUGCUCCCUAAGCGCAAACGCACCCUACAACUCUUUUCCCCGUUCCACUCGCAAUCAUUUCAAACCUCCGACCCAGAGAUCAUAGAACUGCAAAAGCAACAACGGGAGAUCCAGUCCAAGGUUGAUGUGCUCAUAGCCAGACUCGAAAUCGCAACACAGGCCCACAAUCUCGAAAAUAACCCAAAAUACAUCGAGAUUCCAACUCUCAUUACCAAAUGGCGGUUCGCCAGUCAGGAUGCAGCCGACGAGGUGUUUAUCGGGGCCAAGGAAAGGGUUGAUCGUAUGGGGGGAAUGGUAGCCUGGAAAGAGCAGUCGAAGCGUGAUGCAACUCGGUGGGAGUUUGAUGAGGAGCGCUGUGAGCGGGAGCACAUUGACGAGAACGAGGAAGAUGUUGAUGACCUUGACACGGAGGAUUCUUCUCACCAUCGGAGCAAGAAUAAUGGCGAGGAGAGUCAGAAUGAGGUCUCCCCGCAUUUCUCUCCCACUCCCCCAUAUGUGCCCAAUUGCUGCAUGUCGCGCCCCUUGAAGCAUAGAGAUAUAGCAUGCGCUCGCUGCUUCCAACAUAAGCGGAAAUGUGAUCAUGCGAAACCUUCAUGUGGCGAAUGUCGUCGCAAGGGUGCUGAAUGCUUGCCUGCUCGGUCUCGGAAAACGGGAGAUAAUAUCACAAUCCCACUAGAGUAUUUGAGACAGCUCGAGAAACGGGUGGCCGAGCUGGAUCGUCAAUCCAGUAUUACAAAACCAACAGAGACAUGUGAUGCUGGAGUCCAGACGAAUUUUGAAGACCUAGAACAUAAGCGCAAUGACUCGGACUAUCUGAUGGCCGACCAGAAUAGUGGCGCAGAUAAUGAUGGAUCUCUCAUACUUCUGUCGGACUUGCAACACAGCAGUCAAGGAUCAUCUCAAACGUCUCCAUCUUUCUCCCCCGACACAUUCUCUUUAUUUCCAGAGACGACUUUCGACGUUCCAUGGAUUGACUUGACACCCUCAUAUCCUUUAACCGAGGACGACUCUCCUUGGUUGCGAGAGCUCUACACCAAUGUGUAUUUCUCCGUGACUCACCGGGAAUGGCCCUUCUUGAAUGAAGCAGCUUGGAAAUCAUGGCAUGCUGAGGCAAUCCUGGAUGGGCAGGAUGAAUGGAAAGCCUUCUUUCUGCAGAUGGUAUAUGCUAUUGGCGCAUCCCUAUGCAGUAACUUACAACGAGACCCCUCGCACUCCGUCCGGUCAAAGGAGUAUUAUGCAUCAGCUAUGAGAUAUUAUCCAUAUGUUGUUGGGCAUUCGUCUAUGGUCUUACAAAUCCAAGCUUCACUGUUCAUGAUACUUUACGCUAUGCAUUCUCCUUCUUCUGAGGAUAUCACAACGAGCGUUUCCUCCGUAUUGCCUUUCUGUACAGCUGCCAUGACAGAGAUUCGAAAGCACGUAUCGAUAUGCCGCGAUAAUGGGUCCAUGACCGAAUCUAGCGAAGUUUUGUCAGAGAACAUGUUCAUUACUUGCUAUAUGCUCAACGAAAUUAUUGUCUCUGGGUGGGAUCGCCCAGUAUCAGCUGCCUAUAGGGUUGUUGAUGAUGACAUGUGCACUCUGGGAGAUACCCUCCAACCAACCCUAAGCACAAACCCCGCCAUCAGCCACUUAUUCCGACUACGCAAAAUCCAAGCCAGCAUCAGAAGGUCGCGGGAGAACCGGUCCCGCAAUCCUCUCGCCAGAGAUGUGAAAGGCUACAGCUCCUCAUUCAAGUCCGCUCUCGAUAGGUGGCGGCAAGAGAUUCCAAAUUAUGAAUCAGACAAUGCUCAGCACGGCUAUCUCCAUCCUAUAUGGAUGCGAAAGCUAUAUGUUUACAGUCUCUUGAUUUUGAUAGAAGAGAAACGUGAUUUCCUCGAGAUUGAUGGGACGGAGGAAAUUCUCGCGACAAUUGGGGAAGCCUGUCUGAAUUUUCGGCUCUUGCAGGAGGAAGGGCAUGUAAUGUGCUAUACCUGGUCUGCACUUGUAUUUCAAUUCCGCGCGGGAAUCAUGAUGUUAUACAUUGUCUGGGCGACCGCUCCUGUCUCCGAUAUUCGGAACCAGCAGCGCAUCAGAGAGGCAAUUGCCACAUGCGCAGCCAAUCUGGCUGGCUUUGUCGACAGGUGGAAGGACGCAAUGCCAUAUAUGAAUGUGCUCGAGUUCAUACGACAGAAGAUUAUGUGGAAUGCCGGCACACUUGAACCUCAUUCCAGUGCUCCGUUAUCACUAGAGGAGGCUGAAUUGCACUUGGAACAGCUGAGGAAGAAUUAUUUGCACCGAGCUGUCUCGGGAAUGAUUGAGGAUAUGAUGUAUGGGGGGAGUAUGCAUCAGGACUUGUUAGAUGAAGACUUGAAAGAGAUCGUGUAA
This is a messenger RNA of Penicillium coprophilum, 2568 nucleotides long. Its product is annotated as putative DNA repair protein Dds20/Mei5. Gene Ontology annotation, molecular function: DNA-binding transcription factor activity, RNA polymerase II-specific; zinc ion binding; sequence-specific DNA binding. Gene Ontology annotation, biological process: positive regulation of transcription by RNA polymerase II. The coding region runs from base 1 to 2568 and encodes 855 amino acids. The record is from RefSeq and is a predicted model, not a curated record. NCBI's taxonomy places the organism in Eukaryota, Fungi, Ascomycota, Eurotiomycetes, Eurotiales, Aspergillaceae. The transcript has 4 exons.